Talpa occidentalis (Iberian mole) is the source of this 1954-nucleotide messenger RNA. It is a transcript of the gene DCUN1D1, whose product is annotated as defective in cullin neddylation 1 domain containing 1. Gene Ontology annotation, cellular component: ubiquitin ligase complex. Lineage: Eukaryota; Metazoa; Chordata; Mammalia; Eulipotyphla; Talpidae. Bases 316 to 1050 code for a protein of 244 amino acids. The transcript is spliced from 9 exons. The record is from RefSeq and is a predicted model, not a curated record. Gene Ontology annotation, biological process: protein neddylation; positive regulation of ubiquitin-protein transferase activity. Gene Ontology annotation, molecular function: ubiquitin-like protein binding; ubiquitin conjugating enzyme binding; cullin family protein binding.
GGUCUUGAAUGGUUUACCAUUGCUGGCCCCAAGUCUCAGUUGUUACCGCAAGCCCAUUCCUCUACCAUGAGUGUGGAGCAGCUAAAAUCCACAGAUCCACAUGUACCUUGAGGUGACAGACUGGCUCUGGUUACGUUGGUCAGUCUCAUUUACUUUUACAUAAGAAGUCGCCCCCAGCUGUCCACGUUAUUGGCCACCGCUCGUCUCCUCCUGGAGCGGGUGUAGACACAGGCCGGGCCGUCUGAAGGCGGAAGACGCGCGUAGGAAGCGGAGAACAAGUUGAAAUCAUCGCAGAAGGAUAAAGUUCGUCAGUUUAUGAUCUUCACACAAUCUAGUGAAAAAACAGCAGUAAGUUGUCUGUCCCAAAAUGACUGGAAGUUAGAUGUUGCAACAGACAAUUUUUUCCAAAAUCCUGAACUUUAUAUACGAGAGAGUGUAAAAGGAUCACUGGACAGGAAGAAGUUAGAACAACUAUACAAUAGAUACAAAGAUCCUCAAGAUGAAAAUAAAAUUGGAAUAGAUGGUAUACAGCAAUUCUGUGAUGACUUGGCACUCGAUCCAGCCAGCAUUAGUGUGUUAAUCAUUGCAUGGAAGUUCAGAGCAGCAACACAGUGUGAGUUCUCCAAACAGGAGUUCAUGGAUGGCAUGACAGAAUUAGGAUGUGACAGCAUAGAAAAACUAAAGGCCCAGAUACCCAAGAUGGAACAAGAAUUGAAAGAACCAGGACGAUUUAAGGAUUUUUACCAGUUUACUUUUAAUUUUGCAAAGAAUCCAGGACAAAAAGGAUUAGAUCUAGAAAUGGCCAUUGCCUACUGGAAUUUAGUGCUUAAUGGAAGAUUUAAAUUCUUAGACUUAUGGAAUAAAUUUUUGUUGGAGCAUCAUAAACGAUCAAUACCAAAAGAUACUUGGAAUCUUCUUUUAGACUUCAGUACAAUGAUUGCAGAUGACAUGUCUAAUUAUGAUGAAGAAGGAGCAUGGCCUGUUCUUAUUGAUGACUUUGUGGAAUUUGCACGCCCUCAAAUUGCUGGGACAAAAAGUACAACAGUGUAGCACUAAAGGAACCUUCUAGUAUGUACAUAGUCUGUACAAUAAAUACAACGGAAAAUUGCACAGUCAAUUUCUGCUGGCUGGACUGAACUGAAGAUCAAUCCUCAAAAUUCAGACUGAGGGUUGAGAUAAAACUUUAAGGAUACAUCUUGGACCAUAUCAUAUUUCAUCCUUCUAAUGGUGGUUUGGGCUUGUCUUCUAGUCUGGGCCGCUCUAAACAUUUAUAAUUCCAACAUUGUGGAUUUCAUCUUAUAUCUGUGGAUCAUCCUAGUUUAUUCUCCCAUAAGUCUUAGAAGCUUUAUGGUGAUUAUUUUGAGGUUUUUCAUUCUUGCAUAAAGCACAAUGCUGUCUUCAUCAGAAAACAGUUUGGCAUAAGAAUUAAACAUGAACAUCACAAACAAUUAUAAAAACUUCUAAACUAUAUGCUUUGGGCUAGUUGCAAAGACUAUGCUGAUAGCACUUCCAAUGAGAGUGAUAUAUUUAAGUGUACUGGAUAUGGAAUGGUGUUUUGGUUUGGGGGGAUUUUUUUUUUCUGGCAAAUCACAUGUAUUGUUGAUGUGAGUAGAGUAUCCAAUGAAAAAAUGUCAAAAUAACCAACGUGAAAAAUUUUUAGGAAGACUUGGUGUGCCUACCUGAAAAAUUUAUGGUGUUUCAGACCCGUGAUUUCAAAAGGUUCCACAGAACUAGUCUGCACUUACCUUACUUUGUUCAUAUAUAGUUGUCCUACAGGGAACUUUUAUUUAGAAAAUAACUGCAUAAUGUUAGAUUCCACUCUUGUCUACAUUAUGCAGUACAUAAUUGGAUUUCAUUAUGAUUUUGAAAUGCUUAUAUGCCUGUCACAUAAGUUAAACUAUUUAAUUUGUUUUGAAUGUUUUAGAUUGCUACACAAUACAAUAUUCUAAAUUUA